UCUCCACCUUCAGCCUGGACAGUUUAAGUGUAAAUUCUCUGACCUUGUGUUUGAGAUGGAGCUUGAAGGCAGUCUGAUGUAUAAAGUAGUGUCCUGGGACAGCCAUGUCUUGUUUGGAUUAGACCAAAUUGAGCCUGCAGGACCUCUGUACAGUAUCAAGUGCCAUAAAGGAUCAAUCCAUUGCCUGCACCUUCCACACUGUGAGACCCGUACAGAUGUGGUUAAAUUGACUGUCGCUCAUGUGACUGGUGGAAAUGUGGAGAUCAUUCAGCCUGUAGAAGUUACAGACACACAUGUGAUCAUAGAAGUUCAACACCUCUCAUGUUUUGGUGUUUUAAAGCCAUUGCUAUACAGAGUGUAUCCCAUCAGAGCCCAAGUUCUGUUGUUAUAUGAGCAAAGUCUGAGUAAACUUCACAUCCAUCUGUUGAAGCAGAAUGUCCCGGUCGAAGAGGUGCAGAAAAAACAUCAGAGAAUCACAUACAUUACAACAAGCUCCAAAUGUGUACUGAGCCCUCGUAAAACAUACAGGACAUGCUGUAAAACUGAUGACUGUGAUUAUGUUUCUCAACCAGAGGAGGAGAAGUUUGAUCGUGACUAUGACCCAAACUACCACCCUACAUUUGAGGUGUUCCUCAAUACUGAUGUUAAACAAGUCACAUUAAGUAUUUUGGAUGAAGAAGCCCAGGUGGUGUGGAAGCCUCGGACUGUCGUUCUUACAGUACCUGAAACAUCAGAUACAAGUAGAGCUUCGACCAGUAACGAUUCACCCGGUGCUGAUUUUGUGGAUAAUUUCAGAUCCCAGCUCAUUCAGAGAGUUCCUUCAGUAAUGGAGAUAGUAGACCGUGUAAUAUCCAAGAAUAUUAUUACUCAUGAAAUGUACAAUAAGAUCAAUACAGAGGCAACAUCCCAAGACAAAAUGAGAGAACUGUUCAGAUAUCUCGACUCGGCAGGACAAGCUGCGAAAGCUCAAUUCUAUGAAAUUCUUCUAGAGAAACAUCACGAUUUAGUGACGAUCUGGAGUCGGGAUACGGUCCUUAUUAGUGGACGUUUAACUGAGUGAAUCACAUGCACACAGGGGUGUAGACUUGAUUCUUGCGCCCCAUGUAAAGACAUACAAAUGUUAUUUGCAUGUUAAUAGGAAGUGUUGGUCCUGGAGAGACGUUGUCUUGUAGAGUUUAGCAAAGUCUUCAAGAUUACUAAGGCUACACACAGGUGAGGUUUUUAUCAGUAUUAGAUCUAAACUCUGCAGGACAGCAGCUCUACAGGACCGACAGUGUCUUCUCCUGUUCUAUACUGAACACUAUACUCAAUACAUGAUUCUGUAUCCAGAGCUCCUCAAGUAUUAUUGUAGAGGAUUUAUUUUAUUGUGUUUUAUUAAAAGGCAUUGGGGUUUGUAGUUCAGAAUAUUAUUAUUAUUAUUAUUUCAAACAUUAAAUAAAUAAAAAAAAAUCUAUAACUGAAAUAAAAAAAUUGCCUUCUUUAGCAGCAUGUCUGUAAAAAAAAUCAAAAUAAAUAACAAAAUCAAAAAGAAGGCUGAAAAACUUUUAACAGGUGAUCAUUUUAGGACCUUUUUUAUGGUACAAGGAUCUUGUUAGAACAUAUGAUAGACAUGGUCUUAGGGUACUAAUGCUGACAAGUUGGUGGUGGUCAUUAUUGCCCUAAUGCCCACUGGGUCUUUUUCCUAAGUUGAAUUUCUUGGCUUGACUGUUUUACGUAAGCCUAUUUCUCAUACAGUUGGUUAAAACCUUUUUAAAUAAACAAAAUAAAUAAAUAAUCAUU
Tachysurus fulvidraco (yellow catfish) is the source of this 1779-nucleotide messenger RNA. RefSeq names its product NACHT, LRR and PYD domains-containing protein 1a allele 5-like. Lineage: Eukaryota; Metazoa; Chordata; Actinopteri; Siluriformes; Bagridae. The coding region runs from base 56 to 1060 and encodes 334 amino acids. The transcript is spliced from 6 exons. The record is from RefSeq and is a predicted model, not a curated record. Gene Ontology annotation, biological process: innate immune response; inflammatory response; regulation of apoptotic process.